Ictalurus punctatus (channel catfish) is the source of this 2730-nucleotide messenger RNA. It is a transcript of the gene gpr84, whose product is annotated as G protein-coupled receptor 84. The record is from RefSeq and is a predicted model, not a curated record. Bases 163 to 1377 code for a protein of 404 amino acids. NCBI's taxonomy places the organism in Eukaryota, Metazoa, Chordata, Actinopteri, Siluriformes, Ictaluridae. Gene Ontology annotation, cellular component: membrane. Gene Ontology annotation, biological process: neuropeptide signaling pathway. Gene Ontology annotation, molecular function: urotensin II receptor activity. The transcript is spliced from 2 exons.
ACACACACACACACACACACACACACCCCUCGGUAUUUUAUGAACUACGUUGGGCUGAAUGGGAGGAGAUAAGAGAAGUGAGCAGAGGAACACUGAGAGACGAGUUAAUCUGAAGGAGAAGGAAGAUCAACUCAAACAGUUAAAGAGACCCGGAGGAGAAGGAUGUCACUAAACACCACCGAUCUCUAUGGCAAUGACUCAUUUUCCUGCGCCUCCCCCUCGGUGGAAGGUUACCGCUACUUCGGUGUGUUCUGGGGUUGCGUCGUGACCGUGGUGGGAACUCUGGGGAAUGUCCUGACCGUUCUAGCCUUCGCCACUGACGCCCGUCUGCGCACUCGCUUCAACGUCCUCAUUGUGAAUCUGGCACUGGCCGACAUCCUGUACUGCACCAUCCUGCAGCCAGUGAGCGUUGACUCCUAUCUGCACCUGCGCUGGAGGGGUGGAGCUACCUGGUGUCAGAUGUUCGGGCUCCUCCUGUUCCUGUCCAACAGCGUAUCGAUUAUUACGUUGUGUCUCAUUGCUCUGAGUCGAUACCUGGUGGUUGCUCAUCGGACUUCACGAGUCGCACAACGUCUGUUGUCUCAGACGGGCGUCGCCAUGCUCCUCGUAAGUUCCUGGGCACUCGGUCUUGCCAGCUUUGCUCCUUUGUGGCCUGUCUAUGUCUUCGCACCUCAGGUGUGCACAUGCAGCUUCCACCGCAUCAAAGGUCGCCCUUACACCACCAUCCUGCUCUUUUUGUACUUCUUCCUCGGGUUGGGCUUCGUUGGACUUUUCUACUUUCUGAUCUAUCGCAAGGUGCGUGUCGCCGCAAAGGCGCUGAUCAAGUACAGGCCAAGUCGACGUUCCUCAAGACGCAAACAGCCUGAGCCCGAAGGCACGGAUGGGGACGAUAGCGGGAUUGGGAUUGGGACUGCAGCGACUCAGAGCAGUGAAGUCAGUGAGCAAGCUGUAGAGAUACAUCACAGCAAGACCAGCACGAACGAGCCUCAAACCAGUUCCAGUGUCACUAAUGCUGUUAAUGUGGUAUCAAACGGAACAAAAGAUUCCCCCAAAGCGGCAGCUCCAACUCCAGCUGCAAAACCAGCCCAAGCAACAUCCUCAGGAGAAGACAACGAGUUUAAACGUGUAACUCGGAUGUGCUUCACUGUCUUCCUGUGCUUUGUAGGAUGCUUUGCGCCUUUUCUGAUCCUGAACAUAGUGGAUAAAAAAAGCCAAGCUCCACAAGUGGUCCACAUGUUCUGUGCAAACCUCACAUGGCUUAACAGCUGCAUCAACCCGUUGCUGUACGCAGCCAUGAACCGUCAGUUUAAUCAGGCCUAUCAGGACCUGCUGGCCAAAGCAGCGUGGCCAAUAAUGCACUUAUGGAAAAAGAGAUGAAAGAUAUGUAGCUAAAGAUUCAUCAACCAAGAUACUCCUCGCUGCAGAACAAAAAUCCACUGGGUGGAGCCGGACCUGAUUCAACCGUUCCUAUAACCUCUAAUACAUGAGACAAUCCACAACAUGGAACAACAAACAUACUUACUCAAGUCUGAAGACUCCAACCUCUGGGUUUUUUUGGUUCUGCACCGAGGUGUACUUGCAUCAACCUGCAGAGACUCUCACUAAUCAUAACUAAUACUAGUCAAUGCUAAUGACGCACAAAGCAAAACUACUGACUCGAGCUUGACAGAAUCUGUCAUCAACAACAGCUAGUUCCAUAACGCCUUAUUUACUAACAUUAAGAGAAAUACCUGAUUAAAUGUAAACUAAAGACCCUUUAUCUAUAUCUAUAUCUCUUUUUGAAGUAUUUUUGUAUCUUUACUGCGUGUAUUUGAAGACUGUAUAUUGUUAAUAAACUCCGAAAAGCCAGUUUCUGCCUCACACUGCUCAUGAGACAUAAAUAUUCACAAAUCAGAUCAUGUUCGAGCACGUAACCGCAACGCAUGAACUCGGCUGUCCUGAAGCUUACAAAGUUACAACUUUAACGUUACAAAGCGCUGACACUGGAGACUCCUUACAGAAAACGGCACCAUAUCAAUGGUUACAGGCCGGUUUUACAAGUCCCUGUGAACGAACUGUUACUAUAGAAACGACAACAUACUAGGACCUGUGUGCUAUUUUACUGAUCUUUUCCACACUACUCUGUGUGGAAUCUGCUGGUCUGAAUCAAAAGUUAUUCUCAGAAAUGAUUUUUAUUACUACAAUGUUAUAGCUGGUACAACUUAAUUUUUUUAGUAAAGCUUUUUCCUGGAUAGAUUAUAUUACACUGUAUUCAGGAGGAUUCGCGAUACAUACAGUUAUGUGCAACAGCUUGUGCCCAUUUGUUUUAUAAUGGGGGGGGGGUUUAAAAAAAUACAAGUUAAAAAUGCAGUGGUUGUCUGUUAGCAAGGAAGUGACGGUAACAUAAAUGAUCAUAACUGUGCUUAUAAUUCUUUGUAAGUUGUUAAUUGUAAGCGUUUUAUUGUAAAACAAAAAAAAAGAUAAUUAUGCCUAAUAAAGUUUUAUUAAGGUACUAUAAAUAAUUUUACUAUUACUAAUAAUUUGAAAAUAAGUUGAUAAUUUGGUGCCUUUGCGUUAGUUAUUUUAUUAUUUUAGAAAUACACACACACACACACACACACACACACACACACACACAGAUGCACAUAUUCACUAGUAAGAUAACUCUGGUUCAUUUUUGGAUGUUUUGGAAUAUAUAUUUUUUGUAAUAUGCCUUUUUUUAAUUUUGAUAUUAAAAUGUUCCAACUUCAA